Messenger RNA from Linum tenue, 3106 nucleotides. The record is from the annotation of a GenBank genome assembly. Lineage: Eukaryota; Viridiplantae; Streptophyta; Magnoliopsida; Malpighiales; Linaceae.
AGAAGAUUAUCAUUUUUCUUGGGAGAAUGUCGCAUAUGUAUACUGUAUUUGAGCAUAUAGAACAUAUUCUCGAUAGAAGGAUUAUAGAUGGUUCAUUGGACCUAGGGCGUGCUAGGUAGCUCCUCAACUUGUCCCUUCUCUGUUUCGCCCUUUUUCUUCCAAGCUCCAACUCUAUGUUGGGUUAGUGCUGAAAGCUGAUUGCCGGGGACUUCGAGUGGUUAAGAUUGAAAGUGACUACGAACAAACCAACGAACCAACGGACAAACGGAACCAAACUUCCUAUGUACUAUAUAUAAUUUCAACAAAGCUUCUUUCCCAAUUGAUUAUUCCAUCUUCCCCACUUCUUCAAUUCAUUCAUCACCAUCUUCUUGUACAACCCUUCUCUAGCUUAUCUGAGUACCUGAGCUGAGCUCAAUCAGCAACUGCCGACCAAGCUACAAAUCUGGAGUGGAGGAAAGGGAAAGCGAAUCCAAUUGCGAGCAACUUGAGAGCCAGGCUGCGGCUGAAGCCUAUGCCCUUGAUGAACGUGUUUCAUGAUGGUGAUGGCUUCCCCAGGAUCGUUCUCGCCGACCCUUCUGGCUCAUCAGCUGAGGUGCUUCUGUAUGGGGGGCAGGUUGUCUCAUGGAAGAAUGAAAGGAGAGAAGAACUACUCUUUAUGAGCAGCAAGGCCAUAUGGAAGCCACCUAAGGCCAUCAGAGGGGGACUACCAGUCUUCUUUCCUCAGUUUGGAAAUCUUGGUACUUCGGAGAGAAAUGGAUUUGCUAGGAAUAGAUUCUGGACGAUAGACAGUGAUCCUUCACCUUUGCCUCCAUCGAACAACCAUUCAUCGGUCGAUCUUUUGUUGAAGUCCACAGAUGAGGACCUGAAGAUCUGGCCUCGGAGCUUUGAGUUGCGGCUUCGUGUCUCCCUUAGUGCUGGGAAGCUCACUUUGAUACCUCGCGUGAGAAACACAGAUACCAAACCUUUCUCUUUCACAUUUGCUCUCCGAAACUAUUUAUCUGUAUCAGAUAUCAGUGAAGUGCGUGUUGAAGGCUUGGAGACACUUGACUACUUAGACAAUCUUAUGAGGCGAGAGAGGUUUACUGAACAGGCAGAUGCAAUCACUUUUGAUGGCGAGGUUGACAGAAUAUAUUUGAGCUCUCCACCGAAGAUCGCCAUUAUAGACCAUGAGAAAAAGAGAACUUUUGUGCUGCGCAAGGAUGGGAUGCCUGAUGCAGGUAACUUUGAAAUGUUCUCUUCAUUUUUUGUGGGGAUUUGAGAUCCUAAUAAUGAGGCAUUUGUUUUUCUACCAUCAGGUAUGUGGAAUCCUUGGGACAAAAGGGCCAAAACAGUGCCUGAUUUGGGAUACGAGGACUACAAAACCAUGUUGUGUGUGGAUUCUGCUGUCACUGAAACCCCAAUCGUCCUAAAACCUUUAGAAGAAUGGAAAGGCUACCAGGAGCUCUCUACUGUUUCAUCAAGUUAUUGCAGUGGGCAAUUAGAUCCUCGAAAGGUUCUUUACGGUUUCUGAUGAACUUGAUCAGUUCACGUAGUGUGGAUAAGUAAGAUUAUUGACUCAACAACCUUUCUCCCAAUAAGUUAUACAUGCUACUAGUAGAAAAGCAAUCAAAUUUAGGGAUCUGGUGUUGCAGUGAGUCAAUUCCACAUUGUUGAGCAACAAGAUAUUUGUAUGUUGCCUCUUUGUGAUGAUAUGAUAUUAUCAAUAUGUAUGAGAUGUAGUUAGCUAGAGCGAGCCUCGACAUCUGAUUGGACGAAUUGCAGUUGAUUCUUAUCACACUUGUCAUUGUCAUGGCUAAAGAUCAAGUUACACUUGGUAACAUAGAAUGAAACAGGAAAGUUUGAUUGAUUGUCAUGAUGCCCUUGUGUUAUUGAGCAGCUAGCUACACCAGCUUCUUAUUAUUGAUUGUCUUGGUACGAGUUUGAUGGAGGUUUCUAGGUGUUUUAGAACAUAGAAAGCAAUUGCAUCCCAAACUUCUCCUUGGCUUCCUUGUCUAAUGGAUCAUCUCCCAAAUACAUGUUAACAUAUGCCCUGCAUAGAAGCUCGCUCUCAACUUUGCUGAUGACCUCAUCCACCACUGCACACAUCAAACACAAAAUUGUUCAGUGCUUCCAGUCUAUUUUUUCCAGAAUCCAUUGCAUUUGUGUUAUGCUAUAAGUAAGACUCCACCUUUGGUUUGGAGUACAUUCCCUGGUAGCCGGGAGAUCUCAAUCACAGAGCCACUCGACAGCUUGAUUCCAUCAGAAGCUGCACCCAUCACCUUGUUGGCGAGAUCAUCGUUCUUCUUCCCUCCAGUGAGCUUCUUGAUAGAUGCUCCGAGACCUUCAUCAAAGUUCUUCUUGACCAUGUUCAUGGUCAGCGAAGAGAACACAAUCACCAGCCUCACUGUCAUGGCUGAAUCACUGUCGAUCACCGCCUGGUACAUUUCCUUGGUUAGUUUAGUGGAUUCCUUGCUAUCAAUCUUUGUCUUGAGAUUCUCUUUCAGCUUCUCCUUGUCAUAAUACAUCCCUAAGCCGUAGAUCUUGAUCCCCAUGCCAAGCAUGGAUUUCUUCCUCAAACCAACGGUCAUCAGUUCCUUCCCAUCAGUCAGCUUGACCGGGAACGAAACCCCAGUUUUCGGCUCUACUUCAACUGCAACUUCUUCUGCUGCUGCUGCUGCUGCAACUUCCUCUUGUUUCUUGGCUUGAUCAAGAGUCUCGGCUGCCACCUUCGUUUCAUCCUUGAGUUGCAUCCCAUUGAGCUUCUCCUCCAAUGGAGGAGUUGUGUGCUGAUUAUCAACAUUGACAAUGUUCUCAGCAAUGGCUGCCAUUUCUUUUGCUACCUAACUAGCCUUGUGGGAAGAUAUUGAGAGAAGUAGAGUUGAGCUGUAGAAAUAUGUUGCUUUAGUUGGUGAUGGAAUAAGAAAUGGCUAUUGGUUUAUAUAGCGAGAUGGGUAGUGAAUGACCAAAAGGAAGCAUUAAAAGCAUUUUUGCCACCAACAGAUUGGCCCUGCCUUAAUAGUCGGUGCAUGUUCUUUUCUUUGGUUUAAGUCAAUAUAAAGGACAUUACUACCUUCGUUAUUUGGGGGUCUUAGACUCUUAGAGUAACGUGAUCAACUCAAAAUGUGAC